CUUCAGCUCAGCUGCUACAAGCAAGCAAACAGGUGAUCAAACCUAGAAGCUAGAGACUAUCAGCGUUGCCAAUCUCUACAUAUACAUCUCGAAUUGACACCAGAAUUACCAGCCCAGGCGCCAAACAGUUUACUCAAGACAUCAUUCAUCAUGUUCUACAGACCAGGAAUUGACGACCACGGCCUGCCCCACGACCCCUUCAAAGCCUGUGUAGUCCCCCGACCCAUCGGCUGGAUAUCCACCAUCUCCAAGAACGGCAAAGCGAACCUAGCUCCUUACAGCCAAUUCACAAACCUAACCUUCGACCCCCCCUACGUCCUCUUCUCCUCCAACCAAACAGCAGACAACACGAGAAAAGACACCGUCGUAAACGCCGAAGAACACGGCCACUUUGUCUGGAACCUCGCAACCUGGGACCUGCGCGAGCAGAUGAACAUCACCGCCGAGCAAGUCCCCUAUGGCGUCGACGAGUUCGAGCGCGCGGGGCUAGAGAAGGAAAAAGCUAGCCUAUCUGAUAUACCGAUGGUGAAGCGCAGCCCCGUGAAGUUCGAGUGCAGCUAUCAUUCUACGCUGCGGUUGCCGGGCAAUCCGCCCAUGGGGAGUGUCGAUGUGGUGAUCGGGAAGGUCGAGGCGGUGCAUAUUGCGGAUGAGGUGCUUACGGAUGGGAUGCUGGAUGUGCGGAAGACGAAGCCGAUUGCGAGGUGUGGGUAUUAUCAGUAUGCGGUUGUGACGGAAACGUUUGAGAUGGUUAUCCCGGGGAUGUCGCAGGCGACGUUGAAUGGUUUGGAGGGGAAUCCGGUCAAGGUUGCGAAGUAUGAGGCUGCGAGGAAGGCUGGAGAUGAACACGAAGCGUGAGGGUUGGAGAGAAUUGACGCGGUCAAAUAGUGUUCUGAGUGUAUGGACUUGCUACUAAUAUUUAUGAUCUUAUGUUGGAGAGCUCUUCAUAUGCUUCAGGGGGAAUGUACGGAGUGGCCGCCAUUCUCUGAACACAAAAGGCAUAGGCCCAGUUUUCUCUCACCUUGAGAAAGAAGGAUAAGUCCGAAGAGGGGAAUACUCUUCAACUUGAUAAAGCGUGG
Messenger RNA from Dothidotthia symphoricarpi CBS 119687, 1076 nucleotides. RefSeq lists its product as uncharacterized. The record is from RefSeq and is a predicted model, not a curated record. The coding region runs from base 151 to 855 and encodes 234 amino acids. Lineage: Eukaryota; Fungi; Ascomycota; Dothideomycetes; Pleosporales; Dothidotthiaceae. The transcript has 2 exons. Gene Ontology annotation, molecular function: FMN binding.